CACAUGUAUAGCCAGGUAGAGAUAGGCUGGCUGACUAGUGACUAGUGAGUUGUGUCCUUUUCCUCUUUCAGUUCAGGAUAGUAGCAGCCAUUGCUGACAGUUAACAAGGCCAGAAGGACGGGAAUGGAGCUCACUAAUGUCCCCCAUAUUGCAGCCUCCUCCCGCUUCUUCUCCAGCUGCAGUCGUUGCACCUGCAGGAUUAGAAGAAGUGGGAAGACGAGGAUAGGAGCUUCUGCUGCUGGUCGUAGGUGCAGUAGUGAUGAUUCUGCUUGUUCAGAACCCUCUGAGCAGCAAAAUGCAGAUUUCUUUUCAGGUCCCAUAUCUUCUCUUUGUUAUACAAGGAGGGACUUUGCUUCUGUUGCUCUGCUCCCUUUCAUACUUCCUCAUGUUCAUAUAGCGAGUGCGGCUGAGCCAAUUGAUGGUUCAAUUAUUCAAAACGGUGUGAGGAAUGUUUUAUCCAAGGUCAAGGCUGCUGGCAUGCUUCGUUUGGCUUUCCAUGAUGCAGGGACUUUUGAUAUUGCUGAUAAAUCAGGUGGCAUGAAUGGAUCUAUAAUUUAUGAAGUUGAUAGACCUGAAAAUACUGGGCUAAAUAAAUCCAUAAAGGUAUUAGGAAAAGCGAAAGAAGUAAUUGACCUUGUGCAGCAAGUAUCAUGGGCGGAUUUGAUUGCCGUGGCUGGUGCUGAGUCAGUUGCGCUAUGUGGAGGGCCAGAAAUUCCAGUAAGACUAGGUCGAUUAGAUUCCAGUACUGCUGAUCCUGCUGGUAAACUUCCUGAAGAAACAUUGGAUGCCACUGCGCUGAAAACAUUAUUCAGCAAAAAGGGCUUUUCGACACAGGAGAUGGUUGUGUUAUCUGGAGCACACACAAUUGGAGGUAAAGGAUUCGGGAAUCCAAAUAUUUUCGACAACUCCUAUUUUAAAGUACUCCUUGAGAAGCCACAGCCAUCUUCAUCUGGCAUGCCGGCAAUGGUAGGACUGCGAACGGAUUGGGCACUCACUGAAGAUGAUGAAUGCUUAAGAUGGAUCAAUUUAUAUGCACAGGACCAAGCUAAAUUUUUUGCCGACUUCAAGGAUGCAUACAUCAAGCUUGUAAAUACUGGAGCCUCAUGGAGAUCAGCUUAAUUUUACUCGCACACAGCUCUCUCUCGUGUAGGCUAUUAGGCACGAUUCAAACGUAGGAACCUCAGAGAAUUUUUGUGGAAAACAAAGCAAUGGAGGUCUGGAUUUCUUAAUAUUUACUCCAAAGACAAGCUUUCACCGUAAAUUUCUUACUGUUACGAAAUCAUAGUCAUUAAAUAGGAGUUUCGAACAUGAAUCCAACAAAUAUAUUUUUGUAUAGCAAAACCUAUAUAUUAUUUUAUUACCAAGGGUCAAAGCAUAGAACUAGACAAUCAAAAUCCUCCUUAUAUUUUUGAAUGUAGGGGGCUAAUAAAUCAUGCAGUUCUGUAGGAUAUAUUUUCAACAAACAUCAAUAAGGAAUGUAAGAAUUGGAACUUUCAUGUUAAAGGCAGCGUUCUUUUCUGAAA
Molecule: messenger RNA, 1523 nt
Organism: Oryza sativa Japonica Group (Japanese rice)
Lineage: Eukaryota; Viridiplantae; Streptophyta; Magnoliopsida; Poales; Poaceae
Biological process (GO): response to oxidative stress; cell wall macromolecule catabolic process; chitin catabolic process
Molecular function (GO): heme binding; peroxidase activity; chitinase activity
Source: RefSeq, a predicted model, not a curated record